GAGGCAUCGGUGGCCAACCCAGAGCUGGACAUGGGCCCAACCUUGCUUCCGACGGCCACCGGGUGUCUCGUCGACAUGACGGACGCUGCUUGCCCUUUAGCUUGUAUUUAUCCCUUUGAUGGUUUGAUAACUCCGCCUCCCAAUUUUAUUCCCUCUUCCUCUUGUAAUUUACCUGUUCUUGGGAUCAACCACAUUCCUUCUUGAACCCUAACGGGACUCUGCCUUCGAAUCCCCAUCGCAAGAUUUCACCUUUAAUCCUUUCCCGGGUUUCUCAAAUCUCACUUGCCGGUUUCCUUCGCUUCUCUCCAUCUCAACGUCCCUGCUCGAUUCCGCCGGGAAAGGUGAUUGGUGAUUUAUCGGAGAGCAAAUGCCCGAUGAGGAUCUGAUCGAGCUCAAGUUCCGGCUGUUCGAUGGGUCGGACAUCGGGCCGAUCCGCUACUCUUCUACGUCCACCGUCGCCAUGCUCAAAGACAGGAUAAUCUCCGAGUGGCCACGAGAUAAGAAGAUUAUACCAGAGGUGGCUAAUGAUGUCAAACUGAUAAGUGCGGGCAAAAUAUUAGAGAACAAUAUGACGGUUGCCCAGUGCGCAUCAUCACCUUUUAGUGAACUUCCAGCAGGUGUGAUCACCAUGCAUGUUGUUGUGCAACCAUCUUCGACUAAAACUAAAACGGAUAUGUUGGUGAUAAGCGGAAGAAGGAUCUUGUUGAAGCAUUUGUGUGACAGGAUAAGCUCAAACACUUGCAAUGAGGAUAAACUGGUGGUAGUGAACUGAUGCAUUCAUUCUUGUAGUCACUGUAUUCUUUGGGGAUGCAAGGCCAUCGAGAAGGAAGUAAAAGAAUUAGACAAUGGGUUUGAAAGCAGAAAAGGACUCCAUUGGAUGAAGAAAAGAGGAAAUGUGCCCUCAAAUAGAAAGAAGUUUGGUGCGAGUAAAUACUAUUAGCAAACUAGCAGACAAGUCCUUUUCUUGCUUCAACCACUGACAGAGAACCAAGUGAUGUCGUAGGACAUUGGUGAUCUUGCAAUCGUGCCAUUACUGAGCUUGGGAGCCCGAGAAGCACGUUGAUGCCCUUCCUCUUCCUCUCCUUCCCAUGGGACAGGAACAGGAUCACCUCCUUCUCAGGUAGAGUCACAGGCCCGGACUGCACUGGCACCCCCCACCCGAAGUCCGUGGUGUGGAAGGACAGCCGAGACCAGGUUGUGAUCAGAAGAGUGGCCGUCAACGAAGGCCUCGCCCUCGUGGCUUCGAAGUAGUCCAUCGCCGAUCUCAUGUACUCAUCAGUCACCGUCUUGACUGCGUCCUGCACCAGGCCGACGGCGAACGAGAGCGGGCGGCCCAGAAGCUCCCCUGCCGUGCUCAGGCAGGCGGUGAGCAUGGUGCCGUUGCCGAAGUAGCCCUUCGGCAGCGGGGGAUCGAAUCGGGACCUCCCGUCGACCGCGAACAGGAGCUUCGUCUUUUGCCCCGGCUGCAGCCUCAGCGCCUCCGUCCGGGCUCUCCACACGUGGCCGGAGAGCGCCUCGAAGGUCGUGCACUUGGCGAGAGCUCCGUCUUCCAGAGCUCUCCUCUUCACGCGUCCGAGCUUCUCAGGCUCGAAGCAGAAGGACCUGUACGCCAUCUCUUCACCGUACAGUGCCGUGGUGUCGGAGACGUCUUCGAUCUCGGCGAACUCGUGGUGGGGGAAACUGACGAGAGGAGGAUUUCGAGACUCGAGAACGGUGCGGUCGACGAACGGCGGCACCGAUAUCGGCAGGCCUCGUGCCGUUUCGCCCCAGGAGUUGACGAACUCCAUCGCUCCCAACCCAUCGAACAUGCAGUGGUUGACGGCUAGCCCAAGGAUGAAUCCCCCGCUCCUGAACGUAGUGACCUGAAGGAAGCACGCGAUGAGCUUCCGAUGAUUGUAUGAUCGAAACAAGCUGCAAGGGUGCGAGUUCCGAA
Musa acuminata AAA Group (dessert banana) is the source of this 1933-nucleotide messenger RNA. Its product is annotated as membrane-anchored ubiquitin-fold protein 4. NCBI's taxonomy places the organism in Eukaryota, Viridiplantae, Streptophyta, Magnoliopsida, Zingiberales, Musaceae. The record is from RefSeq and is a predicted model, not a curated record. Bases 368 to 772 code for a protein of 134 amino acids. The transcript has 6 exons. Gene Ontology annotation, molecular function: protein binding.